CAGCAUCCUAAUCAAAGGAACGUUCUCAACACGCUUGUAGAUCGCGAACCACCCUGAAUACACUUCGAUAUGCUGUUCAAUCUUGUGUCUUCGGUUCUGGCUCUCUACCUCUCAACAUUGUCGCAUGCCUUACCCCUCGAUGGCCCCUCGAAACCCCAAAACCAUCUCGUCCCCCGCGCGAAGUCUUACUCAAUCGUCAACGUUGACGGAGGAUCCACCGCUGCCCAAGAAGCGACAACUGUCAUCGAAGAAACGACUAAGACAAAAACAGUGAGGGUCACAGACGUUGCCCCGACGGUAACGGACAAGGUCACUACGGUCGUCGUCUCGACCCAACCCGCUUCUACCACAUCACAAUCUUCGAGUAGCUCUUUCUCGACGUGGGGUGAACCCUUCCAUCUGACCCCGGACCCAACCUCUGAAGCCCCGGAGACGAUAUCGUCUGGCCCUUCGAGCAUCCCCACUAUCUCAUUUGCUAUGGCCUCGACUCCAGAGAGCCCCCCUCUGCCGCCCCCUACUUCUUCCGGGAACCCCACUGAGACUGGAGAACCUAGCAUUGUUACAGUCGUCAUCACUGCCACCAAAGCCGUCCCUACCGAGUACUACGACAAUGGGUUGUGGCACACAAGCUAUCCAGUGAAGACAUUUGAGACUGUGGUGACCACUGUCCUGAACUCGACAUCUACUCAAAUUAGGACACCAACGAUAACCGCCCUUUCAACGCCUUCCGUUCUUCUACCUACCCUGGACGCUUCAUCUGCCUCAUCCUACAAUCACACCCAAAUCCCCGGUCGACGACGAGCCUGGAUACUGUAAAUGAAGUUGGUGUUCGGGUCCAAAUGGACAUAAAUUUCUCGGACAUAAACUGAAACGUGGAACAUCCUGCAUAGGAAUUCUUUUUGUAUAGGUAUAGGGAGUUUACAUAUUACGUGUAUAUUGGAUGAUGCAUGAGUAAUGGGCAAUCACGGUAAGGUAAAUGAUUUAGAAUGAACUGCAUUGGGACGGCGCGUAAUGUUUAAGGGCUGCUCGAAAUAUAGCAGCAUUGGUUAUGUAC
This is a messenger RNA of Lindgomyces ingoldianus, 1054 nucleotides long. RefSeq lists its product as uncharacterized. The record is from RefSeq and is a predicted model, not a curated record. NCBI's taxonomy places the organism in Eukaryota, Fungi, Ascomycota, Dothideomycetes, Pleosporales, Lindgomycetaceae. Bases 70 to 816 code for a protein of 248 amino acids. The transcript has a single exon.